GGGAGGAGAGAGAGGGGAGAGAGAGGGGGGAGGGAGCAGCUAUAUAAUUUAACAAAGAUUUCCUCUUUUAAAUAAAAUUUUCUUUGCUUUGGAGUUGCCUGAGCUGACAACCCACAAGUUUUGUUGCGGCUCUCCAACCUGGGACUCCCAGAAUAUCAUCAGUUACACUCUGAAAUUUCCACAAGACUCACUCAGAUUGCUUUUGUUUUCUUUUUGAUCCACCUAUAAUGCGUCCAAAUCUUCUGAUUUCAACUCUCACUCUCUUUCUAAGGCCUUCCGCUUCAGUCUUUUUUCCUUAUUCAGGAGGACUUUGAUACUUUCUACAACUGCUGGUGGUUCUGUAGCAUGAGUUCUCAAGGGUUCUUCAGUAGAAGGAGAACCUUUUGACACUUCCAUUAGCAACUGCUUGCGGUACUGUUGUGUGAAUUAUCAAGGGUCUUCUAAAGAUGGGUUCCAGAUUCCCAUCUCAUCAGCUUAGUAAUGGCCUCUAUGUAUCAGGACGGCCGGAGCAGCCCAAAGAAAGGACACCAACUAUGAGCUCAACAGCAAUGCCAUACACUGGUGGAGACAUCAAAAAGUCAGGAGAACUGGGGAAAAUGUUUGAUAUUCCCGUUGAUGGUUCUAAAUCUAGGAAAUCCGGACCAAUAACAGGAUCUUCUUCAAGGACAGGGUCUUUUGGAGGAGCUGGUUCUCAUUCAGGACCAAUUCAACCUAAUAAUGCUGCCCGUACUGUCUAUACUUCAGGUCCUAUGACUUCUGGAGGCAUGCCUGGUUCAGCUUCUAUGAAGAAAUCGAAUUCUGGACCUCUGAACAAGCACGGGGAACCUAUAAAGAAGUCUUCUGGUCCUCAGUCUGGUGGAGUAACACCAACUGGACGUCAAAACUCUGGUCCUCUUCCUCCUGUUCUUCCUGCAACAGGUCUCAUUACAUCUGGCCCCAUAUCAUCUGGCCCGUUAAAUUCUUCAGGGGCACCUCGGAAGGUUUCUGGUCCUUUGGAAGCCACUGGUUCAAUGAAGUUGCAAGGGUCUGCUGCUGUCCAUAAUCAUGCCAUAACUACUCUCAGUCAAGAUGAUGAGUAUUCCUUCAAAAGGAACUUCCCCAAGGCAAUGUUAUGGUCAUUAAUUCUGCUUUUUGUGAUGGGUUUCAUUGCUGGUGGUUUUAUUCUUGGAGCAGUGCACAAUGCCAUUCUCCUCAUUGUUGUUGUGGUGCUUUUUGGCUUAGUUGCUGCAUCAUUCACUUGGAAUACUUAUUGGGGAAGAAGAGCUAUUAUGGGAUUUAUUGGUCAUUAUCCAGACUCAGAGCUUAGAACAGCGAAAAAUGGGCAAUUCGUGAAGGUCUCUGGGGUUGUUACCUGCGGUAAUAUGCCUCUUGAGUCAUCUUUCAAUAAAGUCCCUAGAUGUGUAUAUACAUCAACAAGUUUAUAUGAGUACCGAGGAUGGGAAUCAAAAGCAGCCAAUCCUACUCACCGCCGAUUUACCUGGGGCCUUAGAUCACUGGAAAGGCGCGUGGUGGACUUCUACAUCUCAGAUUUUCAGUCUGGUUUGAGAGCAUUGGUUAAAACUGGGUAUGGAGCAAGGGUAACCCCUUAUGUUGAUAACUCAAUUGUCAUCGACAUUAAUCCAGCCAAAGAUGAGCUGUCUCAGGAGUUCCUCAGGUGGUUGAGUGAGAGAAAUCUUUCGAGUGAUGAUCGCAUCAUGCGGUUGGAAGAAGGGUAUAUCAAGGAAGGAAGUACGGUAAGUGUAAUGGGGGUCGUUCAGAGGAAUGAGAAUGUGCUCAUGAUCGUUCCUCCAUCUGAGCCAAUCACAACAGGAUGCCAAUGGAGCAAGUGUAUUUUCCCUGCAAGCCUCGAGGGCAUUGUUCUUAGAUGCGAGGACACAUCGAAGAAUGAUGUGAUCCCGGUCUAAGCAAGCGAUAUGCAAUGUGAUGUGCGGAAUGUUUGCAGCGUCUAAUUGGCCCUUCUCACUUCAAAGAAGUAUAACUAUCCCCUCUAGUAUUAGUGGUUGUGGGAUAUCUGAUUGACUGAUUAUCAUUAUUGUAUUUUAGCUUUAAGGUGGCAAGGUUGUGUUCUUUUUUCCUACGUGCUAGAUUGUUGUAUAGCUAGCUUGUUCAGGGUUGGUUUGGUAUUAUUCUUCGUUUAGGGAAUGUAAGCUUUG
This is a messenger RNA of Neltuma alba, 2153 nucleotides long. RefSeq lists its product as uncharacterized. The coding region runs from base 447 to 1904 and encodes 485 amino acids. The transcript has 6 exons. The record is from RefSeq and is a predicted model, not a curated record. Lineage: Eukaryota; Viridiplantae; Streptophyta; Magnoliopsida; Fabales; Fabaceae.